AGCAAACUUAUAAACCAGUGCAAAGCAAUUCCUUUCUUCCCUACUUGACUUUCUUAGCUGACAAGCUUAGAAUCCGUCUCCCUUAUAUAUAAAUCACCCAUGUCAAAGCCUGCAAAGCAUAAAAGUUUCUAUCGCAACCAUGUCGACCUAUGAUUCAUCAUCAGAUUCUGACGAACAUCCAGCGACCUCUAUAAAACUCUUCGGUAGACAAAGACCUCUACACGCCAUUCUUGGAGGAGGAAGAGCCGCGGACGUUUUGUUAUGGAGGAACAAGAAAAUAUCAGCUGCAGUCUUGAUUGGAGUCACGUCGGCAUGGUUUCUUUUUGAGGUUGUUGAGUAUAACCUUAUUACACUUUUAUGUUACCUCUGCAUCACCACCAUGAUAUUUGUCUUUGCUUGGUGCAACGUUGCACACAUCUUCUUGAGUCGUCCUCCAGAGAUUCAUAUCAAUGAGCUCAUAUCGGAGUCCAGAACCAAAGAAAUCGCUUUGAUCUUCCGCACAAAACUCAACAGUUUCUUGUCAAUCCUCUAUGAUAUUGCAAGAGGGAAAGAUAUAAAACUAUUUAUUUUGUUCAUUGCCUUCCUUUGGAUAGUCUCUGCACUUGGGACCUAUUUCAGCACUCUGAAUCUUCUUUAUCUUGGCUUCCUAUGCAUUCAAACACUGCCUGCUUUGUACGAGCGUUAUGAACAUGAUGUGGAUCAAUUUGCUAGCAAGGGGAACCGAGACAUGAAGAAAUUCUAUCAGAAACUUGACUCCAAAGUUCUUAUCAAGAUUCCAAGAAGACCAGUCAAGAAAAAUUAAAUCAAUUAAACCUUUUAGUGCGUGUUUGGAAAUGAUUGUUCAAAAAUUGUUACACAAGUUUUACGAUUGUUCUUGCAAGAUCUGAAGAUGUUCCAUGAAAAUCUGGUGUGGAGUCUCUGUUAUUAUUCAUUCUUAGGAAAUCACCAUCUGCAUAUAUACCUUUUUCCUUUCCUUGAAUGUACAUAUUGAUGUAAUAAUAAAGAAAUUUAUGAUUUAUGACCAGAACUUGGAAUCAACUACAAUUUGAGAGAGGAGCAAAGAAUUUCCAGUUCCUAGACCGGUUUGUUAUUUCCAAUUCCAAGGGGAUAUGAUUUAGCUUAUGGUGGACCAUGAAUAUCAAUUUUCUCAAAGAAGAUGGUGUAAUUAGAGUUAAUAACACCUCACAAGUAAAGCACAAAAAAAACCCUUGCAGGGUAGCUAAAACUUCUCAGUGAUCACACUGGGUAAUUCACCAAGAUGCUCUCAAGUCAGCAGUAUCUUAGUAUAUUUCUUUCUGUCAGAUUUGUGGAAUUGCUCUGCAACCUUAAUUUUGCUAAAUAUCUUGUUCAAAACUAUCCACUGCAUCUCAGUAGUCACUUGGACAUGAAUGAUUCACUUAUUUCAGCCAGAAAGAUGGUCUACUGUACAGAAGUCCCUUCCAGACUGCUGUCAAUUAAGACUUAAUAACCUCAAAAAUACAUAUUUUUUAUUUUUUUAAUCUAA
Messenger RNA from Nelumbo nucifera (sacred lotus), 1504 nucleotides. RefSeq names its product reticulon-like protein B9. NCBI's taxonomy places the organism in Eukaryota, Viridiplantae, Streptophyta, Magnoliopsida, Proteales, Nelumbonaceae. Gene Ontology annotation, biological process: response to bacterium. The record is from RefSeq and is a predicted model, not a curated record.